GCGGCGGGCCGCGCAGAGUGAGAGGCUCUUUUGUUUGGCGGAGGGGAGGGCCGUCGGCCGGGCCUGCGGUACGCCUCUUCAGAGCGAGGGUCGACUGCGGACACCCGGCGUGUUGCUUUCUUGGGCACCACUUGCUCGUCCCAUCCAGUACGACGCGCCAGUCGCGCGAUACCGAUUUCUCUCUGACUCUCGGGCGCUGCUCUGAGCGGCGUCACCCUUUACACCAGAAAGCUGGCGGGCACUAUGGGAAAAAAGCAAAACAAGAAGAAAGUGGAGGAGGUACUAGAAGAGGAGGAAGAGGAAUAUGUGGUGGAAAAAGUUCUUGACCGUCGAGUUGUAAAGGGCAAAGUGGAAUACCUUCUAAAGUGGAAGGGUUUCUCGGAUGAGGACAAUACAUGGGAGCCAGAAGAGAACCUGGAUUGUCCCGACCUCAUUGCUGAGUUUCUACAGUCACAGAAAACAGCACAUGAGACAGACAAAUCAGAGGGGGGCAAGCGUAAAGCUGAUUCUGAUUCUGAAGACAGGGGAGAGGAAAGCAAACCAAAGAAGAAGAAGGAAGAGUCAGAAAAGCCACGAGGCUUUGCCCGGGGUUUGGAGCCGGAGCGGAUUAUUGGAGCUACAGACUCCAGCGGAGAGCUCAUGUUCCUGAUGAAAUGGAAAAACUCUGAUGAGGCUGAUCUAGUCCCUGCCAAGGAAGCUAAUGUCAAGUGCCCACAGGUUGUCAUAUCGUUCUAUGAGGAAAGGUUGACGUGGCAUUCCUACCCCUCCGAGGAUGACGACAAAAAAGACGACAAGAAUUAACUCCAGAGUAGCAGCCCCUGUCACCUCUGACUGUGGGUUUGAAAUGGGGAGGAAGGAGUUCUCCUUGUCUUGACACCAUAAGGUGGCUUGAGAAGAUGUCCUUUGAAGAGCCAGUAUCGUUUCUAUGCCCUGCAGCAGCCCAAGUGCUUUAAAGCCGUUCCACGCUAUAUAGUUUGCACACCCAUCCCAGUGGAGGGGGAAGGGUUAAGUGUUUCAAGGCAACCCACUCUGCAUUUUGCUGAGAAACGCAAAGGGCCUUCUAUGAAGGACAGGACUUGCAGAAGUGGGUGUGUGGGAGAGCAAAAAGAUACUGUUGAUCUUCAAAGAGCAUCUCCACAACCCACAGCCUUCUUCCCAAUAGUGUUAACUGCAUUUUUACAGCGUAGCAUGUGUGUAGUUUUGGCUAUUACUGGUGUAUUAUUUGGGAUUGGGAGGGGUGGGCUGGGAGGAGGGGAGAUGAAGAUAGGAUCAUUUUGAUUUAAAUUUGGGGCUUGAUUGGGGAAAUGGUAAAACAAUGGAGAGAACACCUAAUGAUUUGGUUCCGUGUUCAGAAUAUUUUACCUUUUCAAAAAAAGUAACAUAGACACCAUAAAUAGGGACUGUGUAGAGACUGCUGAAAAGCUGUGAAUGAGAUGUUCCCUGACUCGGCUUCAUGCUGCCUAUGAGGCUAAGCCAGUUCCUAAAUUACCAAAGCUGCCACUGUGGAGAGGGCAACAAAUUGAGGCAGAAGGGGGGUCAGGGGGGGUCCUUUAUUGAAGAGUAUACACAGGCAGACCAUUCUGUCUUCAAGGUGCUAAAUCUUGAAAUUAGAAAAGGAUCCCUCUUUUUUUUUUUUUUUUUCUUCCAAUUAUGUUUUCAAUUUGUCCACUUAAGUCACUGGCUUGAAUUGUUUGGGGAAGGCUGAGGGAGUGUAGGAGGUAGAAGAGCCUCGUGCUCUUACGGUAAAGCUUGUGAUCUGUUUUUUGAUCUUUGAACUCUGAGACCAUUAGUGUCAGGGUUCAGUCACAGCACAAAUUUCAUUGAGUCGCUCCAAGGGUUAAUUAUUCCAAAAGCUCUGGUCUCAGGAGAUUAACCUUUCAUACUAGGGCAGUGCUUUCCUCAAAAAGU
Messenger RNA from Dipodomys spectabilis (banner-tailed kangaroo rat), 1908 nucleotides. It is a transcript of the gene Cbx1, whose product is annotated as chromobox 1. Gene Ontology annotation, biological process: chromatin organization; negative regulation of transcription by RNA polymerase II. The record is from RefSeq and is a predicted model, not a curated record. Bases 244 to 801 code for a protein of 185 amino acids. Gene Ontology annotation, molecular function: chromatin binding. The transcript is spliced from 5 exons. NCBI's taxonomy places the organism in Eukaryota, Metazoa, Chordata, Mammalia, Rodentia, Heteromyidae. Gene Ontology annotation, cellular component: pericentric heterochromatin; nucleus.